UGUGUGUGUGUGUGUGUUGUGUGUGUGUGAGUGUGUGCAGACACACGCUAGCACUCCCAGAAAUGACUUAUUUCAAACAAGACAGGCGGAUGAUGAUAUCUUUACAGCAGGAGUGGUGAAAAGUGAUUGCCAAAGAUCAGCUUUUAUAGACAAAUAUCUAUGGGGGAACCUUAAUUCUGAUACUAUUGGGUGCGUGAAGUCACAUUUCAUAUCGGAAAAAGAAAAGAUGGGCUGUAACUUCAGUUCUGAGUACUCGGACACUGAAUGGAUCGAGAACUUGGAUGAGAUUUGUGAGCACUGUAACUGUCCCAAACCUCCACAAACCUGCAAUCCCUACACAGAUCAGCUGAUUCCGGCUUCACCACCUUCAUCUCCUCUACCAGACAUCCUGGCAGUAGCGUGCUACAGCUAUGAACCCGAACAUGAUGGUGACCUGGGCUUUGAGAAGGGGGAAAAACUCAAGAUAAUUAACCGGGAUGAUCCAGAGUGGUAUAUGGCAGAGUCUCUCACCACAGGACAGCAGGGCUUCAUCCCACACAACUUUGUUGCAAUGAACACAGUGGAGACUGAACCGUGGUUCUUUAGGAACACUUCUAGAAAUGACGCCAUGAGACUCUUGCUCGCUCCUGGAAACACAAGGGGCUCCUUCCUCAUUCGGGACAGUGAGACAUCCCCAGGGUCGUACUCCUUAUCAGUCCGAGACUUGGACCAAAGCACUGGUGAAGGAGUGAAGCACUACAAGAUCCGCAACUUGGACAAUGGUGGUUUCUACAUCACCGCCAAGAUAUGUUGCAGUUCCCUGAAGGAGCUGGUCCACCAUCAUUCAGUUGAUGCCAAUGGCUUAUGCACCAAGUUGGUGAAGCCAUGCCAGUCGAGAAUGCCUCAGAAACCUUGGUGGCAAGAUGAGUGGGAGAUCCCUCGAGAGUCCUUAAAAUUGGUGAACAAGCUUGGUGCAGGCCAAUUUGGAGAUGUGUGGAUGGGUCUCCACAAUAACAACAGGAAGGUUGCCGUUAAAGUUCUAAAGAUCGGCUCGAUGUCAGCAGAAGCAUUUCUGGAAGAAGCCAACAUGAUGAAGAACCUACAACAUCCUCGCCUUGUGCGGCUCUUUGCUGUGGUGAGCCAGGAGCCCAUUUAUAUUGUCACGGAGUACGUGGAAAAUGGUAGCCUGCUGGAUUACCUAAAAACAACACAGGGGAGUCGUUUGUCUGUGAAAACUUUGAUAGACAUGGCAUCUCAGGUAGCAGACGGCAUGGCUUACAUCGAGCAGAAAAAUUACAUUCAUCGAGACCUGCGAGCCGCCAAUAUUUUGGUGUCCCACGAACUCAUCUGUAAGGUUGCGGACUUUGGACUAGCUCGUCUCAUCGAGGACAGUGAAUAUACAGCCAGGGAGGGUGCCAAGUUCCCCAUCAAGUGGACCGCCCCAGAAGCUAUCAAUUAUGGGAAAUUUUCGAUAAAGUCCGAUGUGUGGUCAUUUGGGAUCCUCCUGACAGAAAUGGUUACAUAUGGACGUAUACCAUACCCUGGUAUGUCCAACCCAGAGGUGAUCCAGAUGCUGGAGCAGGGCUACAGAAUGCCAAAGCCAGACAAAUGUUCAGAUGGACUUUAUAAUAUUAUGCGUCACUGCUGGAAUGAGACUCCAGAAACUCGACCUACCUUUGAGUACUUGAGGAGUGUUCUGGAGGACUUCCUUGUUGCCACAGAGCGUCAGUACCAAGAGUAGCCGGGACUGUUCGGAAAGACUUUUGGACAUAUGUAAAAUUAAUUUUAGGCAGCCUGGGAUGUGUUUGCUGGGCACAGCAUGCUCUUGCCUUUUUGGAUCUAAAAUAAAGUGUCUAUGGUA
Molecule: messenger RNA, 1840 nt
Organism: Nerophis ophidion (straightnose pipefish)
Lineage: Eukaryota; Metazoa; Chordata; Actinopteri; Syngnathiformes; Syngnathidae
Gene: lck
Product: LCK proto-oncogene, Src family tyrosine kinase
Exons: 13
Coding region: 227-1720 (497 amino acids)
Biological process (GO): B cell receptor signaling pathway; protein phosphorylation; T cell differentiation
Cellular component (GO): extrinsic component of cytoplasmic side of plasma membrane
Molecular function (GO): ATP binding; signaling receptor binding; non-membrane spanning protein tyrosine kinase activity
Source: RefSeq, a predicted model, not a curated record